Paramecium octaurelia is the source of this 984-nucleotide messenger RNA. Lineage: Eukaryota; Ciliophora; Oligohymenophorea; Peniculida; Parameciidae. The record is from the annotation of a GenBank genome assembly.
AAUAAUGUUUCUCAGAUCUGCAAGAUAUGCCUUUUCAUCAUUCCCUUCACCUUUAGUUUCCGUGCAAUAUCUGAAAUAAAAUCUCAAUAAAGUCAAAGUCUUAGGUAAAAUAAAGGCUGAAAAUAGACUGUUCAUGGUACCUUCCCUAAAUGAAUCGCAAUGCAGAAUUAGAAUAUAAAAAAUCCCAUAUUCCUGGAGCAAUUCGUUUUGAUAUUGAUGCAAACAGCCUUUAAGAAACAACUUUACCACAUAUGCUUCCAAAAACAGAAGACUUCGAAAGGUACAUGAUGUAUCUAAUUAAGGUCUGUAUCUGAUAUGGGAAUAAGUAAUAACGAUCAAAUAGUGGUUUAUGACGGAAUGAAUAUCUUUUCGUCUGCAAGAGUCUAUUGGUAAUUCAAAUACUUUGGACAUAAAGAUAUAGCUGUUCUAGAUGGUGGUUUUCCAGCUUGGGUUAGGGAAAAUUGUGCAGUUUCUGAUGCUCCACCAUUAAUUAGGGAGGCCAAAUACAAAGCUACUCCCUAACCUCAUAUGUUGAGAGACCUCAAUUUCAUUCUUAAAAAUAUAGAGAAUUAAAAUAAAGGAAAGAAAGGAGAUUAGGUUUUGGAUGCUAGACCAGCUCCAAGAUUUAAUGGAGAGGUGCCUGAACCUAGACCAGGAUUGUCUAGUGGUCAUAUGCCAUAUUCAUCUUCAUUGCCUUUCAGUCAAUUAAUUGAUUAAAAAACUGGAUUGAUGAAGACUGUAUCAUAUUUCAAUAAUAAAUUAGCCUGAGGAAAUCAAAGAGAUACUCAACAGUCUCAAUGUUGAUGUGAAUAAAAACAUCGUGUGUUCAUGUGGAUCAGGUGUAACAGCAUCAGUGAUUUAUGUUGCAUUAGAAAGAAUAGGGUUGAAAAAUAUCUCAUUAUAUGAUGGAAGUUGGAGUGAGUAUGCUGCUACCAAGGAUGUAGAGAUCAAAAAGAAAUGAAUUUAUAAUAUAUUUAUUAAAUU